UGUGGCUGCCGUAACGAUUACAUGGGUUAAAAUGCAACCAAUAAUGCAACGAUGGCGUCAACAAGUUCAACCAGAACAUCCUUUAACGCCUAGAAAUCUUAUGGAAUAUGCGGAUCUACUUCAACAGCCAGAAUGGCAAAAUUUAAAAAGUUAUGAGAAUGGUGAAUUAAGUGUACAAACAAUUCCAGUUGCUGAUGGGUCAUUUGUAAGUGUUAUUGGCAAUGUAAACUUUUUGGGACUGUUGAACCCUACAAGAUUAUUCAUGGAUGCAACUUUUAAAAUUACACCCAAAAAGCCACAAAUUUAUCAGUUUUUCACUAUUAUGGGAUUAAUAGAUGAUACGGCUUUACCAGUAUGUUGGAUGUUUAUGACCAGGAAGUCAUCAUUAGCUUAUACAGCAGGCCUAACAUAUUUUAAAAAUCAGUUAGCUCCUCACAUCCAACCUGAAAUUAUAAUUAUAGAUUUUGAGAGUUCUUUGGAAAUUGCUACUCGCUUAGCAUUCCCAUUAGCUAAAAUUGUCGGCUGUAACUUUCAUUAUUGUCAGGCACUGAUGAAAAAGUUUAAAAAGUACAAUUUAUUACAAUUUUGUAAAGAAUGGUUACCAGGUCAAAUUAUAAUGCGAAAAUUUUUGGCGUUAGCUUUAUUGCCACACCAUGAUAUAUUAACUGCAUUUAAUUGGUUGGUCGAAAACUUGCCCAUUGAUGUUCAUCAGAUAUUUGCACCGUUUAUACAAUAUUUUAGACGUCAGUGGCUGCUUAGAGUGCCACCAAUAAGAUAUAGUGUACAUAAUGAAGAAUAUCGAACUAAUAAUAAUUCAGAAUCUAGUAACCGUCGUAACAAACUUAGAUUUGGAAUUCAUCCUAAAAUAUGGACAUUUACAGAGAAGUUGAGAGAUUUACAGGCUGUAACUCAUCUAGAGCUCCUAUCAUUAUUGAGUGGUGAACCAGUUAUACGUCAUCCCCGGAGCGAGAGCUUAAAAAGAGAUGAAGCGAUUAAAAAUGCUUGGCUACUAUAUGAUAGCAACAUUUUAGAUAUACCGAAUUUCCUAGCUUAUGCUAGUUAUUUUCUAACACCAACAUAUCUACAUGAAAAUUUGAAUGAUAUGGACGGUAGAACAGACGACGAGGAAGAAAUUUUCGAAAUAGGAGGUAUCAUUCUUCGACCAAUGGAGGAGUACCUUAGGAUGGAAGUCUUCCAAGAAUUAAAUUUAAUUAUUCAAAAUGAAUAAAUUAUACUUUUAAUUUUAUAUCAAUAUAUAAAAA
Messenger RNA from Microplitis mediator, 1262 nucleotides. RefSeq lists its product as uncharacterized. The record is from RefSeq and is a predicted model, not a curated record. The coding region runs from base 32 to 1228 and encodes 398 amino acids. Lineage: Eukaryota; Metazoa; Arthropoda; Insecta; Hymenoptera; Braconidae. The transcript is spliced from 5 exons.